CAGGACAGUUGCUGGGCUCAGAACUUCCCCAUUUUCACCAGCAGCUCAAUCCACGCAGUUUUCUCUCCAGGCGGACACUCCCCUUUUACCAAUAUCCUGAUUGGGAACCUUUGAAUUGGGAACAUCAAUUUACUGUGCAGUAUCCUGGGCUGUCGCGUUUAGCUUGACGCUGCUGCAACCUGCUGCUGCCUGUGUGACUCCCAGCGACGAUGGACAAAUCUUGACGGCACAACGGCGACGCUUCCUGUGACUAAUGAUUCUCAACGCAAGCAGCUGUUUGAAUCUAAUCCUCAGCCGUCUAACGCGCUUAGAGAUAUCUCAGAAUGGGAGAAGACAAUUUACCCUCUCCCGAUAUAAUGCCACAUCCGUCUUCCCGCCCUCCUCUCGGCGAGUUCCCUCCCAACAUCGUCAUCCCUCCUCUAUCGCCCACCCACAACCUCACUAUCAUCUUCCUCCACGGCCGCGGUUCCAACGCCCGCAAAUUCCAUGGCCCGUUGCUCGCGUCGCCCUCUCCCAACGCCGCUCUCACAUUCCGCGAAGCCAUGCCUCACGCCCGCUUCGUCUUCCCCACUGCGCCACUUAUGCGCGCCUCCAAAUACCGCCGGUCCAUCAUCCACCAGUGGUACGAGGGCAGCGGCGACUGGGAACCCGAGUCCCGCGGCGAGAUGCGACCUAGCGUGGAGCAUAUACGCGGUAUUUUGAAAGAUGAGAUUGAGCGGCUUGGAGGGGAUGCGCAGCGGGUGGUCUUGGCCGGCAUUAGCCAGGGUUGUGCCAUGGCGUUGAUCAGCUUGUUGCUGUGGGAAGGGGACCCUCUGGGGGCGGUGGUGGUAAUGUGCGGAUUCAUGCCCUUGGCUUCAAGUCUGAUGGGUAUCCUCGAGGACGAGGACAAUCUGGAUAGCGGGGAUGAAGGCGUUGUGUUUGGUUCCGACUCAGAAGACGACCCAUUUGAGAGAGAUUCCUCAGACGACUCCAAGACCCCACUACAAAGAGCGAUUGAUGAGAUUCGUGAAGAAGCAGAGGUGGCUCCAGUGCGUUCCACAUCACAAACCUUCCCUUUCUUGUCGACCCCGGUCUUUAUGGGCCAUGGAACAGAGGACGAAAAUGUGGCAUACAAAGACGGCCAGCGCGCUGCUGAGUUACUGGAGCGGAUGGGGGUGUCAGUUGAUUUCCAUACGUACCCUGAGCUCGGCCAUUGGUAUUGCCCUGAGAUGUUGGGACACAUUGUCGAUUUUUUGAAUCGUAAACUGGACUUGUAGAAAUAUCUAAGAUCAUGAUUGUUUGGAAUUACUGUAUGGC
Ilyonectria robusta is the source of this 1296-nucleotide messenger RNA. RefSeq names its product putative acyl-protein thioesterase 1,2. Gene Ontology annotation, cellular component: cytoplasm. The record is from RefSeq and is a predicted model, not a curated record. The coding region runs from base 324 to 1256 and encodes 310 amino acids. Gene Ontology annotation, molecular function: palmitoyl-(protein) hydrolase activity; carboxylic ester hydrolase activity. The transcript has a single exon. Lineage: Eukaryota; Fungi; Ascomycota; Sordariomycetes; Hypocreales; Nectriaceae. Gene Ontology annotation, biological process: protein depalmitoylation.